GGAGGAACCCCUGAGAGUAUGGUCCUAAGACACGCCUUUGACUUGGAACUGCAGCAAUUCCUGUAAACCACCUUCUGGCAAAGCAACAAACCUACAAAUUAAACAAUAACAUCCAAAAAAGAAAGUGCCCUGUAGAACAAUUAUAGGAAACAAAGAGGGCAACCAAAUUGUUUUGGUUUCUAUUUCUUUGUGAAGUCCUCCCACUGUGCAGAGGACUGCCUGGCAAUUAAAAAGCAACAGUAGCCUUAGGGGCACAGAGAGAUGGCUUUCAGCAGUGCCCAGCCUCCUUACCUGAGCCCGGGCGUCCCUUUCCAGGGGACAAUCCUAGGGGGCCUCCAGGAUGGUCUUCAGAUCAUCAUCAAGGGGACUGUUCAUUUCUCCACUGAAACCAGGUUUGCUGUGAACUUUCAGACUGGUCGCAGUGACAAAGACAUUGCCUUCCACUUCAACCCUCGGUUUGAAGAGGGUGGGUAUGUGGUCUGCAAUACGAAGCAGAAUGGAUCCUGGGGAAGUGAGGAGAGGAAGAUUCAAAUGCCUUUCCAGAAGGGGCAGCCCUUUGAGAUCUGUGUCCUGGUGCAGAUCUGGGAUUUCAAGGUGGCAGUGGACGGGAACCAUUUCGUGCAGUACUCACACCGCGUGCCUUUCCACUGCGUGGACACCAUUUCGGUCCGAGGUCCUCUGCAGCUAGACUCCAUCAGGUUCCAGAAUCCUACAAUCCCGCCUAUGGUGUACCCCAGCCUAACCUAUAAGCUGCCUUAUUUCACCGCCAUCCCCAGUGGGCUGUACCCGUCCAAGUCCAUCAUCAUGACAGGCACCGUCCUGCCCAAAGCCCAGAGUUUUCACAUUAACCUGCGCUCUGGGAGUGACAUCGCCUUUCACCUGAACCCCCGCUUCAAUGAGAACACUGUGGUCUGCAACACCCAGAUCAAUGGUUCUUGGGGAUCUGAGGAACUCUGGCUGCCUGGGAAAAUGCCCUUCAACCGCGGCCAGAACUUCUCGGUGUGGAUAUUGUGUGAAAGCCACUGCUUCAAAGUGGCCGUGAAUGACCAGCACUUUUGUGAGUACAAGCACCGCCUGAGGAACCUACCGGCCAUCAACAACCUGGAAGUGGCUGGUGACAUCCAGCUGACCCACGUGCAGGCAUAGGAAGGUCCCAGGCCCUGGGCUGACUGGCAUGGGCACAUUCCUGUCUGGAUCUCAACGCUCAACUCCACCACCCCUGCCCCAGCCCCAGCUCAGCCCUUUCCAUGCAGCCUAUGACCUGGGCUUCUCUGGGAGAUCACGCUUUGUCUGGCCCUGCUUCAGGCAGCAGACAGCCUGGAGGGGGAACCCAGCUGGUUGGGUCGGCCUUCCUAAAUUGGCAACACAGGAGGUUCCAGCUGCCAAAUCCUAUCAUCCAAUAAGAGAGGUGCAUUUGGGGGCCCUCUGUGCAAGGUGAGGACCCAUGUUCAGUCCAUCAGCAGGGAGGGAGUGCCCUGAGCCUUCUCAAGCUCUCUGCACAGGCCCCUACCUCCUCCUCUUGCUCUCAACCACUUCCAGCCCCAACCUGGACUCCUCCUCAAAUGUCAAGCCACCAGCUGUGCUCUCCAGGUGGGAGGUGAUUUCAGCUUCUCCAUUUCCCUGACCUUUAACCUACACCUUCACCCUGUACCAAUAUUACAUCCCCUCCAGGAAGCCUACUCUGGUGACACCCCACUAACCUCCACCCAACUGACCUGACCUUUCCUAGUGUCACUGAAAUAAAUAAAAAUGCUUUACAGAACGGAGGCAUGG
Messenger RNA from Loxodonta africana (African savanna elephant), 1773 nucleotides. Its product is annotated as galectin-9-like. Lineage: Eukaryota; Metazoa; Chordata; Mammalia; Proboscidea; Elephantidae. Gene Ontology annotation, cellular component: cytosol; nucleus. Gene Ontology annotation, molecular function: galactoside binding; carbohydrate binding. Gene Ontology annotation, biological process: negative regulation of CD4-positive, alpha-beta T cell proliferation; negative regulation of type II interferon production; positive regulation of gene expression. The transcript is spliced from 8 exons. The coding region runs from base 262 to 1146 and encodes 294 amino acids. The record is from RefSeq and is a predicted model, not a curated record.